Messenger RNA from Owenia fusiformis, 1312 nucleotides. The record is from the annotation of a GenBank genome assembly. NCBI's taxonomy places the organism in Eukaryota, Metazoa, Annelida, Polychaeta, Sabellida, Oweniidae.
UCUAUAUUUCUUAAUUCUUCUGUCACUCAUCUGUGGAUCUAGCCUGGGUCUGGAAAGUCGUUCAAAUUCUUGAGGCUGCGCCAUAUAACCUUAAAUGUGCAUUCAGUGAGCGUGAUUUCCUGCCAGGUCAAAAUGAUAUGAACGAGAUGUUUCGUUGUAUCACAGGCAGUAUGAGGACUGUGUUUGUGUUGACGCCUGCAUUCAACGAUAGUCGCUGGUGUGAGUGGGAAAUGCAGAUGGCACAAACUGCAUCUGUUGCAAAUAACAUCAGCUUACUGCCGAUUAUGCUGCAAGAAUGCCCAGUGCCUGACACAAUAAAGCACAUCAACUACAUUGAUGUAACAAAUGGAGAUGUUCCACAAGCUGCCAUGAAGCUACAGAAGAAUGUACUGAAUCCUCCUCAAGGUUUCAUCCCACAGAACAAUAUGUUACGCAUCAAUGGAUUUUCAUUUCCACUUGAAGAAAAAAUGAUUAAAAAUGGAUGUUUUAAGACCCAAUUACAAUUUGGACUACCACCAAAUGGUAUAGAUGCUUUAGAACAAAAGGGUAUAAUGAUACCAAAAGAACAGAUAGAUGAAAUAUUACACACAUUAAAUCAUCAUGGACCCAGUAUAAGAAUCAGUAGAACAACUCCAAUCAGGCUUGCAUGUUAUGUAAUGCUGACCAUGAUAGGGCUCGGAUGGCUAAUUUUUUUAAAUAUUUGUGCUUAUUAUUCUUUAUAUUCAGUUAGACAGCCAUCUAACAAUACGACUUGCAUAUUUAAUCUUUUUCCGGAUGUGACCUUGCAGUGUUCUAGUCCGAUUCCGAUCAUUCUUAGCAUAAGCUUUAUUUUGUUAGGAUAUUUCCCAUUAGGGGCAUUAAUCGCAUACAUAGUCAAAAGAAAAAAAAUACUGAAAAAAGUUAUUGAUUUGAUACUGGGUAUUUCUCUGACCACACUGGCAGACUACAAAAUGUUUAUAUGGCCUGCAAAGAAAGGCGAAUUUCUGCGUAUCGUAUAUUAUGACAUCAACCCUUGUUGGCAGCAUUUGAUUCAACAAGUAGAUCCCAACAUUGAAAUUCUUGACAUCGACAACUGGAAACUGAACCUCACAAAAUGUGAUUUUCCUCUUUAUAUGAAAAAACCUAUGACGGGAUCUUUAAAUAUGGCCCCAGCAGUGAGGCAUCAGACUAUUUAUUACUAUGUAUGCUUUUGCCAAUAUGUCCUUGCCAAACACUCACAAAUGUUUGUUCAAUGAAGAUAGUCUAUAUAGUCUGUUCAUAAGGUCAUUGCAGGUAAAUUGUCUGUUCAAGAGGAAUAAUUAUGUAAAAAUAC